UUAGUGAGACUUGCCUGUCACCUUCCCGGGGGACGUGAGAUUGGAGGGAGGGAGCGAUCUUGAGUGGGGCAACUUUACUUCGAGGGCAAGGGGACGAACGUCUGGGCACCGUAGGCAUAAAGCUGGAAAGCACUACAGAGUUGGAAACCCUGCAACUGAGUAAUCAUCAAAGGAUCUAGCGGUCAUUUUUCCAUUGAGACCCUGAAGAACUCUGGGAUUUGAGAUUGAUAGGUGACAAGCUGAGGCCGAGUCUUCCAGAAGGCUGUAGUGGUAGCUGCUAAUGCAAUAUGAUCCACUUGGACUCGCUCUAAAAAUACCAUCCUGACGGAGUACAUGCGCAGGCCCUAUUCGCCUAAUUGGUGAAAAGAUUAAACUUGUUUUUUAACUCUCUAGAUGGACACCAUCUCAAGGAUGUGAGAAACAUAUUCCAAAACAUUUAUGUUGCGGAAUCCCGGGAGAGUUUUUCGGAUUCAUAUUUCGGAUUCUGUGUGCCUUUUAAUGCAGUCCUAUAGUGUUUGAAGAACUUCUCCACCGCAUCAUGAGGAAGGCUGAGUUCCAAAUGACCCUCAAGAAGGGUGCCGAUGAAGAACCAGGAGGAAUGGCACAUCCAAGUCCCAGGAUACCAUCGAAACGAGCAAAAGUUGGUUCUGAUCAAUUCGUACCAGACCCUUCUGGUUCUGUCUACCCAACCACGACCCCUCCAGUCUUCAUUCGGAAGAUGAGGAACGCCGCUGUAGGCACCGGCUGUGAUAUCCGUCUCAAAGUGGCCAUUGCCGGAGACCCUCAACCUACCCUUUAUUGGUACCAUAACGAUGAUCUGCUCAACAUGGACAACCAGGAAUAUGGAGGUCUGUGGAUCAGGGAUUGCAAGCCCAGUGAUGCUGGUCUGUACACCUGCAUCGCCAUCAACAGUCUCGGAGAGGCCAGGAGCAGCGCAGUCUUGGCUGUUUUGGAUUUGGGUGAAGACUCCGAGACUACAGAAGACGAAGCCGCUGAGCCACAAAUACCCCUGGAAGCUAAAGAAGGAGCCAGAGGUUUUCAAGAUGAUGCCCAACGUGUGCCUGCGGGUCAUCGGAUGAUGGAUGUCGCCCCAGAUGCGAGCGAACGCUGGGCCGUUGGUGAGACCACAGUGUUGGAAAAAGAAGCACCGGCCCUGGGAUCCAGAGCGCCAGGGCAGCAGUCAUCCAGGAGCCCAUAUGAAGAAGUUUUGAGAGAAUCCCCCCCUCAAGUUCUACCACCCCCUUCCCCUAAAAUUGGCCGUUCUACUGCCUCUCCUUUGCCCAGCCGUUCUGGUUCGUCCCCUGCCACUUCCUUAGCCCCACGCAAGAAAGUUAUUGUGCCAACUGAAUAUCAAGACACGGAGUUUGAGGAGAAGAUCAAGCAACCCAAAUCCUCAAGCAUGUCUCAGAGUAGUGCUCAAGACUUCCGAUCCCAGACCCCUGUCAGUGAGUAUUCCCGUAAGGAACCUCGGCCCUCACCAAAGCUGAAAAGAGCUAGGUCAGAGAUGACGUUGAAGUUUGAUGAGCAGAGGAGGAGUAUUGAUAACCCAGAGGAAACUCUAUCGGGACGUUCUUGGGCUGGAUUUAAUAGAGCUUCAUCUGUUGACUCUGAUGAAGAAGAAAGUCGAAUGGGGAUCUCGAGGGAGGGCUCCAAAGGGGACCAUCGUGAGGCUAAAAACGCAGACACAGCUCAGAGAAGGUCCAUGUUUAGGCAGCGGGCUGCUUCCCUGGAGGACAGACCUCACUACUCCCAGAAGGUGCAGGACAUUGAGAACAAGUUCGCAGAGGAGCUCCAGCGCAUCAAAAAGCUUGUGGGAAAAGCACAUAUGAAGAGAUCCUUCUCAACAGAGCAACUCUCCACUUUACACAACAGCAGGCAGCCUGUAAGAAAGUUAGAGCCCCUCCCACCCCAGGUUCUUCAAAAGCUGCAGGAUAGAGAGCGUGCUCAGCUAGAGCGAGAGAAGAGAAAAAGCGAGCAAGCCAAAGAACGAUCGCCACCAAAAUCUCCUUUCCGUAAGCGAAAAGACCAACUGACAGAACAACCAAUGGAAAAAGUUAAAGGUGAAUGGUCUGACCCAGCCACUAAGACAUUUGUUAAUCAACCAUGCCCUCCAGAAGCCAUGUCACCUUCUGAUCUACCUGGGCAAAGGUCUCCAAGAUUUGUGCGUGGCCCAAGCCCAAGCAGGGGGAGUCCUCGAAGGUCUCCAACUGUAGAGAUUACUGCCAUGGCUGAAGACCGCUCUAGAGGAAGAGCCGAAUCUCCAUCCAGAAAUGUCAUAGAGAUGACAUUACGCAAGGGUGAUCCAAGAUCUGCAAGUCCGUUGGUCAAGAGAGUUGUUCGUGUUCAGGAAGUUCCACAAACAGACGAAUCCAGGAAGACACCUGUAGAGGUCACCCUAAGAAAAUUGGAGAGAAGGCCUGAAAGUCCUUUGUUGCAGGGAGAAACUGUAGCUAUUCAAGAACGCCCUUUCCAACCUCCCCCCAAACCUCCAAGAGUGUCUCUGUCUUCCUCCUCUGAGGAGAAGAUGGAGUUGGAUUUGAGUCCUCUACAACCAGCACCUAAGCUAACCAUACCAAAAAUCGUUGUCGAAGAUGAGCCAAUGGAGACAGAAACACCCACAGAAAAGAUUGAAAAGACUGUGAAAAGUGCCACUGGUAAAGUGGUAAAAACCCAAAGAAACAGAGGAAGGGGACGCAGACAAAGACCCAUGUCACCUGAAUUUGAAUCUUCAGACGACUCGUAUGUGUCUGCAGGAGAAGAUCCUCUAGAGGCUCCUGUGUUUGAGUUUCCACUACAGGACACUGUAGCAUCGACUGGAACAGAUGUGCAUUUAAAAUGCAUCAUCAGUGGCACCCCUCUGCCUGAAGUUACGUGGAAGAGAGACAACAUUGAGAUCAAGAACAGCCCAACUCAUGUUGUAAAAGUGGAGGGAGAAAGACACUCUUUGCUCAUUAAAUGGACAAAGCCAAGCGAUGCAGGAACGUACACAGUUACUGCUACAAAUGAAGUGGGCAAAGCUUCCAGUAGUGCCACCCUUUUCAUCAAAUCAGAUCCCAGUCAGGACCAGCGUGGGAACCUUGGUGUGCCCAUGGACAUCAGCAGUCCCAUCACAUCUGAUGAGGAAUACCUUAGUCCUCUGGAGGAGGGGAUGGAUUUUUCAUCCUACAGAGGUCCUGAGCCAAGGAAGAUUGUGGACACUCGAUUUAAAGAGCCUCCAGCCUUUCAGGCUGUUUUUGGAGACCAGACAGUAACAGAGGGUCAGGAAGUGACCAUGUCUGUUCGAGUGGGUGGACAGCCUAAACCCAUACUUUAUUGGCUGCGAGACAGAGUGACGAUAAAAACAGGUCCACGACAUAUUGUUCAUGAGACCGGAGAGGGCAACUUUGAGAUGAUAAUAAAAUCAGCACAGAAGUCGGAUGCUGGCGUUUACACCUGCAAGAUCAUCAACGAGUAUGGAACUAAACAGUGUGAGGGCAAACUGGAGGUUAAAGCUCGUCCAGUAGAACCAGGCCUGGCUAUUAUUCGGCCAGUGAGGGAUGUAAUGGUGGAAGCAGGUGAGACGGCUCUAUUCGAGUGUCAUGUGAUUGGCCCUCAAGACACAGAUGUCGAUUGGCUGUCAGACGGGAAGCUCAUCCAGCCGGCGCUUUUGAAUUGUAAGAUGCACUUCGAUGGGAAAAGGUGCAGACUGCUUCUUAACUCCGUACACGAAGACGAUAGCGGGACAUACACCUGCAAACUAAGCACUGCUAAAGAGGAAUUGACCUCUAGUGCCAAACUGAAGGUCAAAGCAUCCAUACAGCCGCUCUUCACCCGUCAGCUGGAUGUUCUGGAAGUGAUUGAGGGUCGUAACGCUCGCUUUGACUGUAAGGUUAGCGGGACACCACCUCCUCAGGUCACCUGGACCCAUUUUGAUCAUCCACUGGAGGAAAGCGAAGACGUACGAAUCUUAAAAGAAGGAGGGAGGCAUUCAUUAAUUAUUUCUCACGUCUGUAAUGAAGAUGAAGGUUUCUACACGGUAGUCGCACGAAACGCGUACGGACAGGCCGAGUGUUCGGCCGAAUUGUAUGUGCAGGAGCCCAGGCCGGCAAUAUCCUCUCAAAUGGCAAAGCUGGAAAAAAUGCCCUCGAUUCCUGAAGAGCCCGAGGUACCUGAGAAUGAGGUGGAGCGGUUUACAAUGCCAGACUUUGUCAAGCCGCUCUAUGAUAUGGAUGUAGUGGAGGGUAGAGAAGCAGUUCUCAGGUGCAAAGUGGCUGGCCUGCCGUACCCAACCAUCAUCUGGUUUCACAACGGCAAGAGGAUUGAGAGCACAGAAGACAGGAAAAUGACACAGUUCAGAGACAUUCACAGCCUGGUGCUUCGCUCUGUGUGCCAUGCCCACGGUGGAGUCUAUAAGUGCGUCAUAUCCAACAAAGUGGGAAAGGCCACCUGCUAUGCCCAUCUUUAUGUAAUGGACAUUCUUCCCGACCCACCAGAUGGGGCUCCAGUCAUCGAGUCCAUCACAGGCAAGACUAUCACAUUAAGCUGGAAAAAGCCUAAAAGACUGGAUCCAACCAUCGAUCCGAGUUCCUUGAUGUAUGCCAUUCAACAGCAGCCCAUUGGGUCAAUACAGUGGACUAUUAUCGCUUCAUGUCUGAAACAAACCACCUAUACCAUCACCAAUUUGUCUAAAGGUGUCCGCUACACCUUCCGGGUGCUAUCAAUCACCAGCAAGGCUUUCAGCAAACCAUCGUCUACCACCGAGCCGGUGCAGCUGCUAGAUAGGGGCCCGUACCUCCAGGAGGCUCCUGUAAUCAUUGACAAACCGGACGUCGUGUAUAUGGUGGAGAAACAGCCCAUAAGCAUCACGCUCACUCUCAAUCAUGUCAAUGCCUCGGUCACAUGGAAGAGAGGUGGGGUGACGUUGUCUAACAAACCAGGCCUGUUUGAGUUGAGCAUGCCCGACGAUGACCAACAUACACUGAAGCUGUUCAAGGUGAGCAACAAUGAUGUGGGUCAGAUCACCUGCAUCGCCAGCAACCAGUAUGGUAGUGACUCCUGCAUCCUGGUCCUGGAAAUGGCAGUGCCUCCAACUUUUGAGACCAUCAUGGAAGAUCUGGAUGUGAAUAUAGGCGAGACUCCUCGUUUUGCUGUGGUGGUUGAAGGGAAGCCCAUCCCAGACAUUUUCUGGUACAAGGAUGAUGUCCUGCUGUCAGAAAGCAGCCAUUUCACUUUUGUGUACGAUGACAAUGAGUGUUCUCUUGUGGUGCUGAACACUCAAGCAGAUGAUUCGGGAGUGUAUACCUGUACUGCUAAAAAUCUGGCUGGUUCUGUGUCCUGCAAGGCUGAGCUCACAGUCCACACCGCUAAAAAGGACAGAGAAGACUCUUUGGAGGACGAGGCAUCUAUCCUAAGAAAGAUGCGGAGGCUCACUGAUUACUAUGACGUGCACAAGGAAAUUGGGAGAGGGGCGUUCUCGUAUGUGAAGCGUGUGACACAGAAGACAGGAAAGAAGGAACUUGCGGCUAAGUUCAUCUCUGCUCGAGCUAAACGAAAGGCUUCGGCUCUGAGAGAGAUGACCAUCCUGUCUCAACUGGAUCAUGAGAGGAUCCUGUACUUUCAUGAUGCUUUCGAGAAGAAGAAUGCUGUCAUUAUUAUCACAGAGCUAUGUCAUGAGGAGCUUCUUGAAAGGCUAACAAAGAAAUCAACAUUAAUGGAGUCUGAGAUCCGAUCCAGUGUAAGACAGCUGUUGGAGGGUAUUUACUAUCUACAUCAGCAUGACGUACUUCAUCUGGACAUCAAGCCUGAUAAUAUCCUCAUGGCAGACUCCAGCAGUGAUCAGAUCCGCAUAUGUGAUUUUGGCAAUGCUGUAAAAUUCACACCUGAUGAGGCACAGUAUUGCAAAUAUGGCACUCCAGAAUUUGUCGCCCCAGAGAUUGUUAACCAGACUCCUGUCUCCAAGGCAACGGACAUCUGGCCUGUUGGAGUUCUAACAUACUUAUGUCUUACUGGAGUUUCUCCUUUCGCCGGAGAAAACGAUCGCAGUUCUGUUCUCAACAUCAGAAACUAUAAUGUGGCUUUCGAAGAAAGCAUGUUUAUGGACCUCUGCCAUGAAGCCAAGGGAUUCGUCAUCAAACUGCUGGUGGCUGAUAGAUUGAGACCUGAUGCUAAUGAGUGUCUUCGUCACCCCUGGUUCAAGACCCUGAAUAAGGGCAAGAGCAUAAGCACAGAGUCCCUCAAAAAGUUUUUGUUCAGAAGAAAAUGGCAGCGAUCUCUUAUCAACUAUAAAUCUAAAAUGGUAAUGAGGUCUAUACCUGAGCUACUGGAUGACUCCACCAGCCAUAUUUCCAUUGCUAUUCCACGACAUAAGAAACAAGGCUCACCACCCCCAUCAUCAUCUUCAGAUUCUGAUGAAGACAUUGAUGAGCUGCCUUUUAUCCCGAUGCCUCUCAACAUGGAAUUCUCUGGAUCUAGAAUGUCUUUGACUGAAAUUGGGGGAGAUGAUGAGAUGGUUGGUAAACUUAACGGAAAUGCUGAGAAGCCUACAUCAAGCCAUACAAAGCCAGAGCCCAUGGAAGUGGAGACAUCAAAAAGAGAGGAUGGAGAUGCAGCUGCCAGCGGUCGAGGCAAGAAGAGGUCUACACAAGUAGAAGAAAAAGGCUCAUCUGAUGAGGAACCAGGAGAACUGGCCAACAUGGCAGAGCAGGCAAAGAGACCAAUGCGCAGAGGCUCAAGCAUGGAGUUAGAUGAGUCGGAGGGAGCACGUCGAAGGGGCGAGCUACGAAGGGGAAGCUCAGCUGACAGUGCCCUACAGCUCCACAUCAAACAAGAAGAGGGUACAGAGGAAAGUCCUUCAGAUGGAAAAAGAAUUUUGCAAAAGUCUGUAUCUAUGGAGCUUCCAAGGAGGAGCCCAAGUCCAGGUGCUGCAAAGCUGAGCCAGGAAGACUACGCCUUGAAAUUGGAACUGAUGAGGCAGAGGCUUCUCAGGGGUGGCUCUGUAGACAACAAGAUGAGCGGAUUACGAGGUCCCUUGCUGGAGACCUUGGGUAUGGGCGACGAGAAGCGAUUUGGCCGAACAUCUCGGACAGGCAACCCUCCACUUGUUAGAGCGGCAUCCAGUGAGUCACCUAGAGAUGAUGUCCCAAAGACCAAGAUACUCCGCAAGAGUGCUUCCUUUAGCCAGGGCGAUCCAGAACCCAUGCCUUUGCACAGACGAAUUGGUGCACCUCUGGAGAUUCCACUGGCACAAAUAGAGGAGAGGCGGCUACAGGAAGCUGUAUCUAUGUCUGUUCUUACAGAGCCAGUCAAGGUGGAUUCUCGCCCUGUCACGCCCAAAGCUCCAACACCAGAGCCAGAGAAAUACGAGAAAGAUGAGGAAAAGGAGCCGACAUAUGACAAGGACAGUAAAUCAGAGGAGAUCACUGAGUUAAAGAGUGUUGCAGACGAUGAUAGUGUUGAUCAGAAAUCAAGGGAGGCUGACGCACAGGAAAAGGAACAGAUAAAGUUAGAGGAAAUCAAUAAGGAACCUGAACAAGUGGCUGAAAGUAAGCCAGAGACUGCCUUGGCCCCCAUGGCUGUUUUAGAGGAAGAUGUUGAGGAUGACCAAGAAAGAGAAGAUAUAAAGCAUAAGGAAGAUACUGAGCCUAGUGCUCCAAAGAUGGAGGUUAAAGUUAAGGAUGAGGUAAAUGCAUCAGCCAAGCCUACAGCGAUUCCGAUCUCUACAGAGAUUCCGAUUUCCGCCAGCUCAAUCACAGUAACCCCAGCAGCAGCCCCAGCUAACAUUCCUCACAGUGUCUCAUCACCCUAUGUGGCACCCUCUCUCCCUGCACGCACAGUUCUCCCAGAUGGUAGGACUUCAGCGUAUGCCAGUAUCAUGCAGACCAUCAUGGUCCCAUCAGUUCAGGCAUCGGGCCAACCUUCUGCACUGCCACCUACUAGACCAUCAUCCACCCCACCAUCAGUUCCAGUGUAUGCACCCAUUUCCAGACACACCUCUGAACCGACCCUUCUGUCAACCAAACCUGAAGUUCAUCAAAGGACUGAACAUCCCGCAGUCUUUUCUCGAGUUGCAUCAACAGAGCACCCUCCCAAAGAACCAAGUCCCCCAAAAACUCCCACUCGUGCCUCCCCUAAGCCAGACCCAUCUCUUGGAAGCAACAUCCAGGAUCUUGCAUCUGAGGAGGUCUUCGAAGCUCGGUUUAAGAAGCGUGAAUCCUCUCUAACUCGUAGUCUCAAGCGUUUCUCGUUGCAAAAGACAGAAGAAAAGCCCACCACUGUUGCACCUGAAACAACAGAGGAAAUGUAUCGCCCAGGACCUGUUGGAGCUCCAUUAGAGUUUGUGAACAGGAGGUUAGAAGAAAAGUCCAAAUCAGUUCAGGAUCUUCGUGAGGCACAAAAGGACCCUGGGUUCAUGAGGAGACUCUCCAUGCGCUUAAAAAGAUCCCCAUCCUUGGAGAGAAAGGAGGACAAGGUCAAAGAGGAGGAGGCUGCAACACCCAGGCGACGUCUAUCCUGGGCACUGGGACGGAGAGGAUCCCAAGACAAGAAGGAGAUAGAGAUGAUGAGGAUGGAUGGAGGCCCUGAGAGUCCCCCAGAGCCAGAGUCCAAAGUGCCAUCUGAGUCACCUGUUCUCGCCAUGCGCAAGAAAAUUGGCAGUACCAUAGCAAGCAUAUCCACAAGGAUUAGGAGUCAGUCUGAGGAGAGAAUAGACGACAAUGAAGGCAAGACGGAGGUCAAAAGGACACCUAUAUUCUCUAUACUGAGGCGUACCUCCUCAGAGGGAGGAAGUCUGAAGAAGAUGGGUGUCCCACAGCACCAGCUGACCACCCAGUCAGGAAAAGGGGCUUCAUCCGAAUCUCUAGAUUCCAUGUCAAGCAUCCAGUCAGAAUCAGCUGUUAAGAGUGCAGAAACGGAACGGAGAUCACGGUGGGACCGUUGGGGGUUGACAAGAGGAAAACGAGACAAGACCGUUUCCCAACCAGACAUCCCAGCUUCCAUCGCCAGGGAAAACGGCUCUCUCCGCUCUCGCAAAUACACUCAGCUAGCAUCUGACUUCCCACCUGUGUUCCAUAUUAAACUGAGGGACCACGUUCUCUUGGAGGGAGAUCCCGUCACUCUCAGCUGCCUCCCUGCUGGCAGUCCUCACCCACAGAUCUCAUGGAUGAAAGAUAAGAAACCUCUUGAGAUUGACCCGAGGAUGAACAUGAUAUCCUGCCCUGAUGGGAGACAGCUGCUGAUGAUUAUGAAGACUACUAAAAAGGAUGCAGGCGUAUAUGAAUGUGUGGCUACAAACCCACUGGCCUCUAUCAGCAGCACGAGUGUUGUGUCCCUCGCACGUCUGCCUAAUAGUCCUGGGACACCCGAAGUUCCCCAGAAGUAUAGGAACACUGCCUUGGUGGUGUGGAGACCCUCCGACACCACAGCACCAUGCACAUAUUCCCUGGAGAGAAGAACAGAGGGUGAGAGUAACUGGCUAAUAGUGGCCACUGGUGUGGCUGACUGUUACUACAAUGUCAUGGACCUUCCAAUGGGUGCCACAUACAGGUUCAGAGUAGCCUGUGUGAACAAGGCCGGCCAAGGACCUUACAGCAAUUUAUCUGAUAAAGUUGUCCUGGACUCGACAGCACCCCAAAAGUCAAGUGGGACAGUUGUAGUCAAAACCCUUCCACCAGCUCCUGUACCUGCAGUGGUAACAUCUACCAUGACCAUACCUGCAAUAAAGCCUGCUGGCAUUAAAACAUCUCCACCAGUGACUUCUGUCCCUUCUACAACCCAGCCCGUAAAACCCAUCUCUGCUCCACCUGCCUCUACUGCUACACCUUCCCCUGCUCCCCCUGUUCCCACCCACCAUACUGCACCUGAUACCCAACCUCCAGCUCCUGGCACCACUACCCCGGCCAAAGCCAAGACCACUCUCAACAUCACCAUGGCCAAACCCUCCCCAGCAUCUCCUGUAGCUCCGCCUCCUCCCACAAAACCUUCACCUCCCGCUGUACUGCCCAAACCUCUGAGCCCUGUCACUGUGAUCACAACCUCAGCCAGAACUCCUCCCGUGUCUCCGCCCCCUCUCGUGUCUCCUCCGCCCACCAUCGGCAAGCCCAUCUCAUCAGUGCCAAUGUAUGUGCCGGCCACCACUGCUGCAGAUGUGACCCCAGCCGCCCCCAAAACCUCGGCUCCUACGCUGUCGCCACCGGUGGUGUUAGUUACAAGUUUAAGUCCUUUAGGUGAAGGUACCACAACACCCGGUCGUAUGACCCCAAGCGGAAGAGCCACUCCAUCUGGACGCAUGACUCCUACAGGACGCAGGACUCCUUUGGGAAAACCCGGAGAGUCCACACUACGGCAGGGAGUGCCCCAGAAACCGUACACAUUCAUGGAUGAGAAAGCGAGAGGUCGUUUCGGUGUUAUCAGAGAGUGUCGAGAAAACGCCACCGGCAACCUAUACAUGGCCAAGAUUGUGCCGUACGAACCUGAAAACAAGCAGGUCGUGUUACAGGAGUAUGACAUCCUGAAAUCCCUCCACCAUGAGAAGAUUAUGGCCCUUCACGAGGCCUACGUCACCCCGCGCUACCUGGUGCUCAUUUCAGAGUGCUGCUCGGGAAAAGAGCUCCUCUAUAGUUUGAUUGACAGAUUCAGAUACUCUGAAGAUGAUGUGGUGGUGUACGUUGUACAGAUUCUUCAGGGUCUGGACUAUCUGCACAGUCGGAGAAUUCUGCAUCUGGAUAUCAAACCAGAAAACAUCAUCGUCACCUACAUGAACGUGGUUAAGAUCAUUGAUUUUGGUAGCGCGCAGAACUUCAAUCCACUCUUUCUCAAGCAUUAUAGCCCGCGCAUUGGAACACUUGACUACAUGUCCCCUGAGAUGUUGAAAGGUGAUGUGGUGGGUCCACCAGCAGACAUCUGGAGCAUUGGCAUUGUAACAUACAUCAUGCUCAGUGGAAGACUGCCGUUUACAGAGAACAACCCUGCUGAGACAGAGGCCAGAAUCCAGGCGGCAAAGUUUGACAUGAGUAAGCUGUACCAAAAUGUGUCCCAAAGUGCCUCUCUGUUCCUCAAAAAGAUCCUGUGCAGUUACCCUUGGGCCCGUCCUACUAUUAAAGACUGCUUUAACAACUCCUGGCUUCAGGACGCUUACCUGAUGAGAUUGCGCAGACAGACUCUCACCUUCACCACCACACUCCUCAAACAGUUUCUGGAGCAACAGAAGCAGGUCAGGGCCGAGGUGGCAACAAAGCACAAAGUCCUUCUUCGUUCCUACCAGAGCAGCCCACAGACCCCAUCCACACCCGGCACCCCCGCCACACCCAUCUUUCAGUGAUCUCCACAACUGGAUAUUCUCCAGAGAUGAGAAGAAAGCUCCAGGGUUCUCCAGAGUCAAGAGAGAGACACACAGCCUCAGGGGAUCUCAGCCCUUCUAAACUACCCACCUGAUGGGGAUUUUAUGGGACUGGAUGUGCAGUAAGCAGAACAAGCACAGGAUCCUCUGGCCUUGGAAACCUUGCUGACAAAAGUAUCAUGGAUGGUGGAGCAUUUACCUCUUCUAGCUGUUGCCAGCAUGCACAGUGAAAUUGUGUUUAUUGUCCAGAAUCUCCACUGUCUGACACACUUUUAUAGCAGGUUAGCAUUGCAUCUCUUGCAAGGGGUCAGGACCUUUAAACCCAUUUUGGUUGAAAAGAGACUCAUUCAAGAUGUAGUCCAUCACUUGACGCAAAAAAAAUGUCAUGUUAAUGUGUAUUUUUGUGGUGUCUUCCACUUGUAAACCAGGGCCUUGAGACUUGUGGAAAAUAGUGUAUAUGUUUUUUGAACUAGUUUUUAUGGCACAAGUAAUACUUUUAUUACUGGUACUUGUUAUACCUUAGUGAUGAUCAGUAUACUGUAUAUGAAAAUCAUUGAUAUGAUGCCAUCAACCAAUAUCAUUUUUUUGUCUUUUACUAAAGUGUAUUAGUCUAAACAUGUGUGGAUUGAAUUCAUUGUAAUAUUAAAAAGCCUUUUUUGGCGUCAGCGUUGUUUCUUAAGACAACUAAAGUUUUAUGGAGUGACAGUUUUUUCAGUAUUCAAAACCGUGUUUGACUCUCUCGGCCUCUUAGAUUCAACUUUUUAUAUGUUGAAGUCUGCUUUAACAUCAGGAAUGUAUUGUAUUAUGUAUUGCAGAUUUUAGUGCAUCGGAAUAGCAUACAGCAUGAAUCAAUACAAAAUUCCUCUCCAUAGUGUAACUUGAGCACCACUGGUUGAAAAUCUCAAUCCCUGUCAACGCAAGAGGAUGAUACAGUUUGUUGGCCAAAGUUAUCUGUAUGUAGAAAUCAACUUCAGAGAUGCUGGUUUAUGUGCCUGGAAACUGGUGAUAUGUAAGGAGUUUGGAUGGAUUGAAGAUGUCUGACUUAUUUUUAUUUUCUGUCCUUUUAAAAUAAACUAGAAUAUGUUUUUAAAAAUAUACAUCGGCUGCUGCAGUGAAUGGUGAUGAGAAUCUUAUUUUUUAAGUAAUUUUAAUACACAGUAUAUGAAUUAAGGGAGAUUUGGGGUUGAUAGAUUGUCAGGUAUUAUCUUUGAUCAAUUACAUUUCCCUUACUUUUAUCAAGAUAAUACACAAUUAAUAAUAAAGUAUAUGAAGUUAUAUAUCAGUACAAAAACAUAAAAUGUACUAAGAUUUAAAGAUUUAAAGGUGCACUGUGUAGAUUUUAGCGACAUCUAGUGGUGAGGUUGCACCUCUGUCCACCACUCACCCCUCCCUUUCAAAACGCAUAGGGGCUGUUUACACUUGGUAUUAAGAUGUGUUUUCAUCGAUCGGAUCACAAGUGGACGAGAGACACACAUUACGUUUACACCUGGUAUUUAAAUCCGUCUCUUUUGUCCACUUUCGACCGCUUCUGUGCUGAAUACUAUGAGGGGGUGGACUGUGAGACGGUGGGCGAGUCUCUCAGCUGUCAUUCAAACCCGAGCGGGAGUAAUGAUGAGUUUAUAUGGACGCAAACUAAUAUUAUGUCGGAGUGCACUGCUUGUUUAGCAAGUAAACAUGCUGCACAGUGUUUUGUACAUGAGUAUGUAAGAGCUUUCUUUGAAUUUUCAGCGCAAUUGAUGAAAUAGGAUCGCGCAACUUUCACACGCUUUCAAAACGAAACUACGGAGAUCAGCCGCUUAGUUUUAUCAAUGAAAGGCUAAAAAUAGCGCUGUUCACCGAAUGUUCACGCCAGAAGUCAAAAAAGACGUAAAACUUGUGUUUAAUACCUCAGAUUAGAUAAAUGGGCGGAGAGAAGGCGGUCGCGUGUGGCUGUUUGAACGCAUUCAACCACAUGUGCGUUCCGCAACUCCAAAGCAAUCCGAUCGAAAGUGGUUUCGACCACCUCUGGAUGUGGUUGAAAGUGGUCGAAAGUGGACGAGCUCAAAACGUUUUGAACACCGUUUACACCUGGCAUUAACGUCGUCCACUUGUGAUCCGAUCGACAAAAACACAUGUUAAUGCCAAGUGUAAACAGCCUCAUAGAGAAGCUACGGAAGCUGCUACAGUACAAACAUGCUGUCAUCUGAGACAACAUGGUAACGAAAUGCGCUUUGUAGAGCAGUUGGUCCGUUUCGGGCUACCUUAAAAACAUGGUGGUGCAAAAUGGGGACUUCCACAUAAGGGGGCCUGCAGUAUGCAGUAUGAUGAUUGGCUUAAUUUAAUCGUUAGCCAACCAGAGGCAGAGUUCACAAACAAGCACAUGCACAGUCAGUCCGAGCAGUGUUGCCAACUUUGUGACUUUGUCGCUUGAUUUAGCAACUUUCUAGACCCCUUUAGUGACUUUCUUUCAAAAAAGCGACUAGGCCAAAUCUAGCGAUCUUUUCUGGCGUGGUUGGAGACUGAUGUGAGAGCACGUAUCGUUCUCAAUGAGCAGCGGGCGUCACGGCUGCACCCCAUCCCUGUUUUAAGGCACUCAAAGGGAGCCCGGUCCUGGCUCAGCAAUCCCUCCGAGUCGCACACACCCUUAACGACAGAGCGAUGGCAAGUACAACGAACUCAAAGGUAGAGGUCACAAACACAAAGUAUAAUAAGCACUAUCUUUACAUCGUUGAGGUGCAUGCAACUUAUGCCCAUGAAAAAGGAGUCUCUCCACGUCUGUGGCAAGAAAUUUUAAUCUAAAGAAGCACCUUACAUCAUCACAUGCUGCCACAAAAUUAGUGGUUUCUCUUUAGUGUCAAUUUCAUUCAUUUAACAGAUUUAAUAUUGGGGGCAUCCAAGUUAUUUGAAAUAUUUGAACUUUUUUUUAAGAAACUCAAUAGUUACUUUUCCUGGUAAUUAGUUACUUUUAUAAUGAUGUAACGCAGUUACUAAUUGUAACUAAUUACUUUUUUAAAGUAACGUUCCGAACACUGAUAUUUAUAUUGCAUUUUUGUCAGGAGAUCCUCCUAAAAUGUACACAUUGCACCUUUAAUACUUAGUAAAAUGAAUUCAAAACAUCCCUCUUUUAAAUGAUCUCUACAUGAAGAGAUAUUUGUCUAAACCGUGUACACCAGUUAUUAUUUAUUAAUCUAUAAACAAGAUUUUACUUUAGAGUAUGAAUGGCUGUUGGUCUUGAUUUUAUUGUAUUUGAGUCAGUGUAUUUUAAUGCAUACAGUUUGUAUUAUUUGAAUUUAUUUUUGAACAGUUUGCUUGUUUGGUGAAUGCAGAAACACGGUUUGUGCUUAUUAUUUGUUUGUUUGUCAUUGUUUAGUUGUUAAUUUAUCUAAUGUGAAAGUUCACAAAUUUUCUAACACAAAAAUAUGAUAAUAAAUAUUACUAAAUUUCAGUACAAACAAAAGGGGAAAAAUGGCUGAUUUCACACAAGGCAACAGUUUGGUUGCUUGCUAUGAUUUUUCAAUGCAAUCUAUUUGGUCUCCUUGCAUAACUGCUAGCAUAAGUUAUGUUCUUCUAGCAAGUUUGUUUAUUAUUUCCUUUAUCUUCAGUUUAUUUAAAUAAGAGUGAUGUUCUUGUUGAAAUUUUAGAUAUGAUAACAUUUUUAGUGCAAAAAUUAUAACUGAAAUAAAGUAAAAAUGAUGUGUUGGAUUUACUUAAAAUAUAUAUGCACCAUUUUUGCAUCACCCUUUUUAAGUAAUUCCAACUUGGAUCAUUUUACUUAAAAUGAACAAGAAAACCUGUGUUUUAUGUACUUAAAUUUUUAAGUAAAGAAUGUUGGUGAACUCAAAUAUUUAAGUUCAUAUAACACAUAUUUUCUUGUUAAUUUUAAGUAAAAUGAUUCCAAGUUGGGAUUACUUAAAAAGUGUGAUGCAAAAAUGGUGCAUAUAUAUUUAAGUAAAUCCAACACAUGAUUUUUAGAGUGAAGUUUGAGCUGUUGGCUUUGCCAAGCCAACAUCAUAACAUGGGAAAAGAUUGAAGUAAGAUUCAGAAUCUUCUCAGUUGUUAGGAAUAAGGUUUUAUAUUUCAUUUUUGUGUGAUCAAACGAUCAACCCUUUAAUGUGAAACUAAAUCAAGCUUUUUUGGAAUGAAAAACAGUGGCAAAAUGUGGAGAUAACAUGAAUGUUUUACAGUAGAAUGAAGUGUGUAUAUGUGGAAAACCUGACCUUUCAUGAAUAAAAUCAGCUGUCAGCAAUAC
Molecule: messenger RNA, 15539 nt
Organism: Misgurnus anguillicaudatus (oriental weatherfish)
Lineage: Eukaryota; Metazoa; Chordata; Actinopteri; Cypriniformes; Cobitidae
Source: RefSeq, a predicted model, not a curated record